AUGGGUGUCGAGCUCCACGGAAACGGCCCUGGGGAGCCGCCCAUGAAUCCCGCACUGGCUGUUCCUCUCUUCGCCGUCGGAGGAUUCGUCGCAGUCCUGUUUCUUUGGAGAACGGUCGUUCGAAUACGACAUCGUCGUCGGUCAAAAUUGGCACAAAAAUCAGACGAUCAGGCUCAGCUGUCACGGACGAGUAGUAUAAUCGCAAGCUUGAAGAAGCAUGUGUUCUACGCUCCCGCUUGUGGCGCCCGCCACAGCCGAGAGUUCAGACUGUUCAGGCUCCACAUGGGAACUGUCCCCUUGAGGCUAGAGGCGAUCCUGCUGGUGAUCUACCUCGUUCUGAACUUCACAUUUGUUGUGGUCAUGGUGGAUUGGUGGAGAGGCUUUUCUGAUAAGAUGUUCCAACUCAAAUAUGCUGCUGGCCAUCUCGCCGUGAUGAACACGCCCGGGUUGGUUUUGAGCGCAGGGCGGAACAAUCCACUGGUACAGAUGCUCGGACUUCCCUUCGACACCUUCAAUUUUAUGCAUCGUUGGGUCGGUCGCGUGAUUGCGGCAAAUGCCGUGGUACAUAUGAGCGCUGUGUUGGCAAACCAGGCUUACAUGCAUGGAAUCGACUACAUUCUUUAUACUCUUUGGCAGAUGCCCUUCUAUAUUUACGGCCUCGUGGCGCUUCUUGGCUUCAUUUUCAUUGUUUUGCAAUCAUUGUCGCCGGUUCGACAUGCAUUUUAUGAACUUUUCCUUCAUCUUCACAUUGCAAUGGCCGUGAUGUCUUUCGUGGCGUUGUGGUAUCAUCUCAAGAACUUGUUGCAACAACGAGUCUUGUUAGGCACUUUGAUUCUUUGGGGUCUUGACCGCAUGUGCCGACUUGGAAUUCUUAUUUGGCGCAACAGUGGAAAGCGACGGACCACUGCAACCGUGGAAGCCCUCCCAGGGUCUGUCGCCCGGGUUGAUGUGGAAGUCUCUCGGGCCUGGAAGUUCCGUCCAGGUCAAUAUAUGUACCUGUACCUCCCCUGCCUCGGGCUCUGGACCUCCCAUCCCUUCACAGUCGCAUGGUCUUCUACGGGGUCCAAUUCCUUGGACUUCACCGAAAAGCGAAGCUCGAGUGAUUCAUUUGCUUCCCUUAUCGGGGGAUCUGAGAAGACUACCAUGUCCGUCUUGAUCAAGGGUCAGGAUGGAUUCACGAAAAAGCUUCUACGAAAGGUCGAAAACUCACAUGAUGGAAGAAUCAAGGCCACGGCUUUGGCAGAGGGACCAUUCGGUGGUAUUCAUCCACUUGCCUCGUAUGGAACCCUGCUCCUGGUUGCAGGCGGUAUCGGUAUUACUCACCCAAUGUCCUAUCUACACGAGGUGGUCACCAAUUUUGCAUCUCGAAAGAUAGCCACACGGAAAGUGCAUCUCGUGUGGAUGAUCCGCAACCUAGACCACCUCGCAUGGAUCCAAACAUGGAUGACCGAUAUCUUCGACCACGACUCAAUAAACAGCACCACCAAUCUCAAAGGAGACACGUACUUCCAAAUACCAGGCUUAAUGCUCUCCAUCAGCAUCCAUGUGACCGGCCACAAGAAUGAUCCUGAAGAGUGCAUUUCAACACCAGAGACGACGUGGACCGAUAUCGCACCGUCCAAUGUACCUGUCAAUAUCCACCACGAAAAACCUUCUUUCCGGACUCUUCUCGAGACUGAGAAAGCGCAACAGGUUGGUGCGUUGGCAGUCAGUGUGUGCGGUCCAGGUGGUCUGGGAGAUAGUGUGCGCGAUGCUGUCCGCCAUGUCCAGGGAGAGAAAACAGUUGAUCUGUUUGAGGAGACGUUCUCAUGGUGA
This is a messenger RNA of Penicillium daleae, 1815 nucleotides long. RefSeq names its product ferric reductase family protein. The transcript is spliced from 5 exons. Gene Ontology annotation, cellular component: plasma membrane. The record is from RefSeq and is a predicted model, not a curated record. Gene Ontology annotation, biological process: iron ion transport; intracellular iron ion homeostasis; copper ion import. Lineage: Eukaryota; Fungi; Ascomycota; Eurotiomycetes; Eurotiales; Aspergillaceae. The coding region runs from base 1 to 1815 and encodes 604 amino acids. Gene Ontology annotation, molecular function: ferric-chelate reductase activity.